GUGCAUGACUAGGAGGUCCAACAAGGACAACCUAGUUGAACAUCCAGAGAUAGACAAGCUUGAGAAGCAACUUAGGAAGCAGAAAGCCCAAGAGAUGGCCGACGAAGCAGCUCGCGCUCACGCCGCUGAAGUGGCGCGCGCUCAAGAAGAAGGAAGAGAUCCACCUCCUCCUCCUCCUAACCCUGCUGGAGAUGUGAACGCACAACCCCAAGCUGGAGCACCUACAAUCGGAGACUAUGACUCUGCCGAUGCUUUCUUCAUGGAUAGAAACCCUAUCCAUCCACCACCCCUGCAAGGAAUGACUAUGAGAUCAAGCCUCAGAUCAUUGCAUUGCACUACAAGAUCCAAUGGAGUCUCUGCUGACUACCUUAAGUGCAAGCUCUUUUCAUUCUCUCUUGGCGACAAAGCUUCAAGAUGGUUGAAGUCUCUGCCAGCUCACUCCAUCACCACUUGGGAUGAGUACAAGGCUGCAUUCAUCAACCACUUCUACACCAAGCAAAGAUCAAUUUCUGUAGAAACAAGAUCUCCACUUUCGCCAAGGCAACAAUGA
Messenger RNA from Microthlaspi erraticum, 550 nucleotides. The record is from the annotation of a GenBank genome assembly. NCBI's taxonomy places the organism in Eukaryota, Viridiplantae, Streptophyta, Magnoliopsida, Brassicales, Brassicaceae.